AUGCCUUUCGUACCCAAUACCCCCGAGUCACUCUCUGCCCUCCUCUCACACACCGAUUCAGAGAACCCUUCUACCACAUGUUGUGGUGUAUCAAACAAUGGGAAUAAAUGUCGCCGCAAGCGAAUGCCCUCAGGGUCAGGCCAACCAGCAUCCGGAGUGAUUGCUGUGUUUAACGAUCAAGAAGUCUUCUAUUGUGAACAGCAUAAGGACCAGUCCCAGGAUGUGGCGCUCAGACACACUGCUUCCUUCGCCCGGGGGCGUGAAUCGCGUGGCCGCGGGAGUAUGGACACUCUUAUUGAGAAAAUUGAAUUGUUGGCUGCUGGUGGGAAGCCCGGAGAGGCUACCACUACAACCGUGACAUCAAGGACUAAGAGAGUUGGCCCAGGGGAUGAUCCAUUCAUUUUCCCUCCCAAGUCUGCGGGGCUACCGAGACCCCCCACAAGUCAUCAGCGAGAGGAACGCAGACAGCAGCAGCAAAAGACAGAGAAGAAACAAACUUUUUGGUCAAAGCUGUGCUGUUGCAUUUCUGAAGAGCCGAAGGAAGAUCUUUACCCUCGGCUCAAGAUGGAGGAAGCGGAAUUGCGUGCAUCUGCCGCAGGCAUUGUGGAAAAUGAUUCCACCGAGAAGCGUGGGAAAACACAUAGAAGGGGCAAAAGUGACACACAUCUGGACUUUGAGUCCACUCCACCAACACCACCAUUGCCAAUGAUGUACCCGGACCUUACAGCCCUGAUUAACCGGGGGCAGCGCGACACCAGCGCAACUGCGACAUCCAGACCGGCAACGGCAGGAAGGGGAGUGACACCUGCCACCCCAAACGACCCCUCAAAAAAUGAUUUUGGCGGUCGAAGAAAUAAAAGAACGGGAAACCCCUUGAUACCGCCAACUUUAGCGGGGGAAACGGCACAAUGCCUUGAACAAGAGCUUGCAAAGCCCUUUUCUGAUCGGGACGAGCCGGGCUACAUUUAUAUGUUCUGGCUGUCAGACUCCCCCAUAUCGCCACAACCAACCCCAGCUUCUACUCCCAAUAGCACACCUAAAAAGUCGGGUGGGCACUCCCGCCAGGGAAACGCUUCGGAUGCAUUGCGAAAGGUGGUUAAGGACUCCGAGAGCGCGCCACAAGGGCAACGCAUAUUGCUCAAAAUCGGGCGAACAAACAAUGUCCAACGACGCCUUCACCAAUGGUCAACCCAAUGCGGGUACAAUUUGUCAUUAAUCCGUUUCUACCCUCACAUUUCAGCAUCCUCCCCAGGAUCCGCAACCCCGAAAGCAACAACCGAGGCCUUGAACAAGCAGGUUGGAAAGAAAGUACCAAAUUCCCACCGGAUCGAACGACUAAUCCACAUCGAGCUCGGGGACAACCCGGAAAACCGUCCCGAGAUCAAGUGCGACGUCUGCAAAAAGACGCACAAGGAAUGGUUCUCGGUGCCGGCCACCCGCGCAGGCUUGCAAGGCGUGGACGAAGUCGUCAAGAAGUGGAUCGAAUACGGGGAGAAGAGCGCUAUGGUCACUGGAGGGGGGGCCUCUAUGGCGCAGGCACCGCGCAUCCCCAAGGUUACCCCAUCCAAAAGUGCGGCCAGCCCCCCAAGGAAGGAGGAGACCCCCAAGUCGGCCACAAAGCGGCCAACGCUGCAGAGCGCUCCGGCUGGCGCUGGCGCCAGAGCAGCGGCUAAAAAGUCUCCAUCGCCCCCCGGGAAAGCUAGCGGAAGCGCGGGUAACACCAGGACCGAUAAUUCCUCGGGCAACAGUACCAAGACUACACCCACGAGAAAUGCUAAGACCCCAUCUCCGGGUAAGAGUGCGAGGCCACGGACGCCGAGCCGCCCUCCGUCUUCCCGGGGUAAGGCCUCUUCAUCUACUCCGAAGACUACCCCUCCGCCCUCGCCGGGCGUGGGCAGCAGUGAAAGGAAGAAGAGGCCCAGUGGCGGUGGCGGGAGGUGGAAGCUCUAUGAUGAGAAUGAGGGAUGUGAGGAAUAUCAACCCGACGACGAGGUAGAAUAGUCUAGCGUUAUUAUUUUUCUUUAUUUUUUUCCUUUUCUCUGUUACAUUUUUUGUUUCUACACAGGCGUUUGGCGGGGAAUAUGUUAGAUGGCGUUUUUCGCACAUUUUUUUUCUUUCUUCUCUUUUUCUUGCUUGGAUCGUCACAUCCGUACAGUACAUUUUCUCCUAUAUUUGGAGUAUCAUAUAGCGUUGUGUUGUACAGUACGAGUACAGUACUGUACAGUGAUACUGUAGGGUUCACGAAUAGCAAUAUACCCUUGAGAGUUAACACCUA
This is a messenger RNA of Tuber melanosporum (Perigord truffle), 2275 nucleotides long. RefSeq lists its product as uncharacterized. NCBI's taxonomy places the organism in Eukaryota, Fungi, Ascomycota, Pezizomycetes, Pezizales, Tuberaceae. Bases 1 to 2001 code for a protein of 666 amino acids. The transcript has 2 exons. The record is from RefSeq and is a predicted model, not a curated record.